Cercopithifilaria johnstoni is the source of this 444-nucleotide messenger RNA. The record is from the annotation of a GenBank genome assembly. NCBI's taxonomy places the organism in Eukaryota, Metazoa, Nematoda, Chromadorea, Rhabditida, Onchocercidae.
AUGGUUAAUGUCCCAAAAACACGGCGAACAUUUUGUGAUGGAAAAUGCCGUCGACAUACAAUGCAUAAAGUAACGCAAUAUAAGAAGGGGAAGGAAUCGAGGCUUGCACAGGGUAGACGACGUUACGAUUCCAAACAGAAAGGUUUUGGUGGCCAGACGAAGCCAAUUUUCAGGAAAAAGGCAAAAACAACUAAGAAAAUUGUUUUGAGAAUGGAGUGUACAGAAUGCAAGCAUCGCAAACAGUUGCCAAUCAAACGAUGCAAACAUUUUGAACUCGGCGGUCAGAAGAAAACACGUGGGCAGCGAUCUGCUUAUGGCUAUUGUUUUCAUGUUAAUGUUGUCAUAUACUUGAAAAACAGUAAAGAUUUCAUUGUAUGUUUAAAAAAAACAUGUUUUACAAAGCUCGUGCUACCGCAUCUGAUGAUCUCUCUGCCGCGAGCUUAG